Messenger RNA from Leptosia nina, 1917 nucleotides. NCBI's taxonomy places the organism in Eukaryota, Metazoa, Arthropoda, Insecta, Lepidoptera, Pieridae. The record is from the annotation of a GenBank genome assembly.
AUGGGACGCCGUCGCGGAUAUCGAUGCCAGUGGUCUUUGUUUAGUGAGUCCGUCUCGAUUACGAGCACUAAGUUAACUGUAUCUUUUAAGGGCGGAAGCGAGCAGGGUCGGCGCGGCCAGAACGACGAGGAGCGCCUCUACCGCACGCGAGGCCCCAAGUACGCCAGGGUCCCGUCGCGGCCCACGCUCUCCGCGUCCACGACGUGCACGUCCCUCGCCACGUCCUGCGGCUCCCAGGGAACCCUCGCCCCCAACUACGCGGCGAUUCCCGAAGUCGUAUCCACCGAGAGCAGCAGCGAAGACGAGCAGGACUCGUUCGAGGAGACUCGCCGUCACUUCCAACAGCUUCGCCAAAUAAGUUUGGGGAACGAGUUCAAAUACAAGAUGGAGAUGGAAAUUACGGGCGCGAAGGAGGAAAACUUGCGGAACUCGGUGCCGUACGUGAAGCAGCUCAGUUCGGAAAAUAACAAAGCGAAAGCCGAUUAUGGCAUCGACGGAGACGGGCCUUCGUUCGGAGCUGCCGCGCAACGUCUUUUCCUAUGGACGCAGCUAUUCGCUGCGCUAGCCGUAUCGAUGGGCUCCCUCAUCGUGGGCUUUUCUUCGGGAUAUACCUCGCCGGCCCUCCCGAGCAUGAACGCUACCUUGGCUAUAACAAACGAAGAGAGCAGCUGGGUCGGCGGACUGAUGCCUCUGGCGGCGCUCCUGGGAGGCAUCGUAGGAGGUCCGCUUAUAGAAUAUCUGGGAAGGAAGAACACUAUCCUGGGCAUCGCUGUUCCAUUUUUCGUCGGCUGGAUGUUGAUCGCUAAUGCGGUUAACGUGUUGAUGGUGCUCGCCGGUCGAGCGUUUUGUGGCAUUUGUGUGGGGAUCGGCAGUCUCGCCUUCCCGGUGUACCUGGGCGAAACGCUACAACCGGAAGUGAGAGGCGCCCUCGGUUUAUUGCCGACAGCGUUCGGUAAUACUGGAAUACUCCUCGCCUUCUUCAUCGGAACAUACUUCAACUGGUCGCACUUGGCGUUCUUCGGUGCGGCUCUUCCUGUUCCCUUCUUUUUACUCAUGCUCGCUACGCCGGAAACUCCCAGAUGGUACUUCACUAAAGGGCGACCCGAAGACGCUCGUAAGGCCUUGCAGUGGCUGAGGGGGAAGAGCACAAACAUAGAUAAGGAACUGAGGGAUCUCGCGCUAUCGCAAGAAGAUUCCAACCGAAGCGGGGGAAACGCUUUCGGUCAAAUGUUUUCAAGAAGAUACAUGCCGGCGGUUUUAAUUUCCUUGGGUCUCAUGCUUUUCCAGCAGUUGAGCGGUAUCAACGCUGUAAUAUUCUACGCUUCUACAAUAUUCAAGAUGGCCGGCAGUACGCUCGACGAGAACGUGUGCAGUAUAAUAAUCGGCGUAGUGAAUUUCGUGUCUACGUUCAUCGCGACGGCCAUCAUUGACCGCUUAGGCAGAAAAAUGCUCCUAUACAUUUCUUCGGUGGCAAUGAUCGUUACCCUGGUCGCUCUCGGCUCGUACUUUUACGUCAGAGCCGUCGGAACCGACGUGAGCGCGUACGGCUGGUUGCCGCUGGCAUGCCUCGUAAUUUAUGUUCUAGGAUUUUCGAUCGGCUUCGGUCCCAUUCCGUGGCUAAUGUUGGGCGAGAUCUUGCCAUCCAAAAUACGCGGGACGGCCGCCUCUCUGGCGACAGGAUUCAACUGGACGUGCACGUUUAUUGUUACUAAAACGUUCCACAACAUCAUCGCCGCGAUUAAGAUGUACGGUACCUUUUGGUUAUUCGCCGCCUUAUGUGUAGCUGGGCUAUUUUUCGUCAUCUUCUUCGUGCCCGAGACCAGGGGCAAGAGCUUAGAAGAAAUCGAAAAGAAAUUAACGGGCGGUUCUCGUAGAAUACGGAUAACGGGUAAUAAGCAAAUGCAAAAUGUGUGCUAG